This is a messenger RNA of Arctia plantaginis, 567 nucleotides long. NCBI's taxonomy places the organism in Eukaryota, Metazoa, Arthropoda, Insecta, Lepidoptera, Erebidae. The record is from the annotation of a GenBank genome assembly.
AUGGACAAAUUUGAUCUUGUAUAUUCAUUGCCAAUGAAGUCGCCAGUCUUGCAUUUCAUCGGAUUCGUUAUUUUUGUAAGCUAUGAUUUGUGUAGUUGUUUCAGGCUGCAAAUGAUACCAGGAAUCCCUACCGUGGGUAAAUAUGACACCAAUUAUGUAGAUAAUAUUGUAUUAAAAACGAGACGAAAUGGAAGAAAUAGUGACUAUGCACUCAGCGUUGAAUUUACGUCUAAACAUGGCAUGGGAAAUAAUAAUGUAUCGAUACAUUUGAUCUUUUAUGAGUACCUGCACAAUGAGUACAGACCAUCAUUUGUUGAGAUGCACUAUAAAAUCUGCGACCUCAUACUUAAAGACACGAUUUUUGGACCAGUGAUUAGAAGAAGUGGAAUGACUGUUUGUCCAUUACCUGCGGGAAGAUACCAUAUGAUGAAUUUGACAUUCAACGAAGAAUUCCCCUCCAUUUGGCCAUUCGAAAAGGGAAAGCUUGAUUUUAUUGCAAAAAAUGAACCCAGUGCUCAGGAAUUCGCUAGAGCCAACGUCGUACUAUCAUUCAAAAUGAUUAAAUAA